AUGUCUACAAUCGUGUCCUCUAUGGAUAGAAUUCGCGCAGCAGCGGCCGAACGAGAGCAGCUCCUCUCUAUUAUCACUGCCACUGACGAUACCGCAGCUAAUCUAACCCAACUAAAACUCGACAUCGCUGCACUUAAAAACCCAUGUUAUGAUGCACAUGCAUUAUAUAGCGAAUUGAGCGCCCGGAUCGAACGGGAACAGAAAGAAUUUGAAGAUCUACGAGAUAGCCGCACGAAAAAGCUGUUUGGUGGCUCAAAGUAUAAGGAGAAACUUGUCAAGGAGGAAAAUGACGUGACAGAGUUGCUGGAGUGGCAGGCCAAGGCGGACAAGACACGCAAAGAGCUCAUGUCAAGCUGGAUGACAUGA
Messenger RNA from Fusarium sp. VM40, 366 nucleotides. NCBI's taxonomy places the organism in Eukaryota, Fungi, Ascomycota, Sordariomycetes, Hypocreales, Nectriaceae. The record is from the annotation of a GenBank genome assembly.